This is a messenger RNA of Caenorhabditis remanei, 387 nucleotides long. RefSeq lists its product as uncharacterized. The record is from RefSeq and is a predicted model, not a curated record. Lineage: Eukaryota; Metazoa; Nematoda; Chromadorea; Rhabditida; Rhabditidae. Bases 1 to 387 code for a protein of 128 amino acids. The transcript is spliced from 3 exons.
AUGGACUGGAAUAUGGUUGUGACGGAUGAUGAGGAGGGCGACGAGACUGAAGAUCCGUUGAGCCCAGAAUCCGAACAUUACGUAGGUGAUGAGGGUGUCGAGGUCACCAACGUUACUAUUCAACGAUCCAAUGAGCAAGAUACCAAUCAGGAAGGGAAUGAUGUUGGCGAAGUCGCCGAGAGUCUCACGACUAAAAAUCUGAAAGUGAGUAGAAAGUGGACUAUUGAAUUAAGAGAGCCUUUAGGAAUGGUACCGCAGCGACUGCAUCCGAUUGUUUCACUGAUUCCACGUCGAGAACCACGAACACAAAUUGCAAUAGUAGCUGGAUAUGUCAUUAACACUGACACCCACAUGAAUGCAAAUGCAAUGGAAUACCAUUUGACAUAG